AUGCCGAAAUCAAAGAGAGAUAAAAAAGUUUCACUGACCAAAACGAAUAAGAAGGGACUACUUUUGAAACAGAAAAUUAUUGAAGAAAUACGUAAUUCACUGUCAAAAUAUGAACACAUUUUUCUUUUUACCGUGGAUAAUAUGAGAAAUACUAAAUUAAAGGACCUUCGGAAUGACUGGAAAGAUUCAAGAUUUUUCUUCGGAAAAAACAAAGUUAUGGCUGUAGCUCUUGGGAGGACCAAAAGUGAUGAAAUCGAAGAACAACUCAAUCUGGUAUCUAAAAGAUUAAAAGGCCAGUGUGGUUUGCUAAUGACAAAUAGAGACGUUAUUGAAGUACUACAGUGGUUUAAAGAUUUUCGUGCAGCUGAAUAUGCACGGGCAGGAUUUAUUGCAACAAAGGAUGUAAUCUUGCCUCAAGGGCCACUUGAAGAUUUUUCACACACAAUAGAACCACAUCUGAGAAGACUUGGGCUUCCAACGUCUUUGGAGAGAGGUGUCAUUAAUCUAAUCAAAGAAUACCAAGUGUGUAAGAAAGGAGUGGCUCUAACUCCUGAACAGGCUAGUAUAUUAAAACUACUAGGAAUUCAAAUGGCUAAGUUCAAACUUGUUAUAAAAUGCCAUUGGACUAAAGGAAAAGGAUUUCAUAAAGAUCUUGAUGUUCUUAGUGAUCAAGAAACCGAUAAUGAGAAUGAUAACGAUGUGGUAGAAGAUGAAGAUAUGGAAGAAGAUGAAAGUUAA
Messenger RNA from Parnassius mnemosyne (clouded apollo), 738 nucleotides. NCBI's taxonomy places the organism in Eukaryota, Metazoa, Arthropoda, Insecta, Lepidoptera, Papilionidae. The record is from the annotation of a GenBank genome assembly.